ACUGGAGACAGCGUCAAUCCCCGGCCACACCCCGGUGCUCCAGAUUCGGAUUUCCCUCCAUCCUGCUGCCUACACCAGGGACUAGAAGUCAGGGGUUGUUCCCCCCCCCCGCCUGCCCGCCCGCCAGGAACUGGUGGCUGAGGCGCCAUUGACCUCUUCUCCGCCUGAAGACCAAGGCUCCGGAUUUCUGUUUUUAUCGCAGAGGCUGAGAAACUGGAUCCAUCCUGAUCCUGCAGGGGCAAACAAGCUGGUCUGAAAAGAUCAUGCCAAAAGAACAGUCUGAACUCCUCCAGGUUCUGCCCCAGGAGCAGCAGCAGCAGCAGCAGCAACAGCGCCACCCAGGGCCUUUGGGGUGGUCCACGGUCCGAGUGACUGUCCGGAGCCAGAGAUCCCAGCCUGACACCUUUGCCCCACCGAGGGUUCUCUUGAGAAAGGGUUUGGUGGCCUUGGAUAUCCUGUGCCUCCUUGUCGCCUCGAUCCCAUUCUUCAUCUCUGAGCUUCGCCUCGUUUCCCCGGUGCGUCGCGGCUUCUUCUGCAACGACAGCAGCAUCAGCUACCCAGUACAGCGCUCUGAGACCAUUUCUGAUCCGGUGCUCAUUUCAGUGGGAAUCCUGAUCGCUUCUGUCGUGAUCAUCCUAGGCGAAAGCUUUCGAGUGUACAACCUUUCCUACCCUUCCCGCUCCAUCGUCUCCAACCCGUACGUGGCUGCUCUCUACAAAGAGAUCGGCACUUUCCUCUUUGGCUGCAUUGUGGGCCAGUCCCUCACCAACAUGGCCAAGCUUGCGGUGGGUCGCCUCCGGCCUCACUUCCUGGCCGCCUGUCGGCCGGACCCCGCUCGCAUCAACUGCUCUGCCGGUUAUGUGGAGGACUACGUCUGCACUGGGGUUGCCUCGGAGGUGAAAGAAGCCAGGAAGUCUUUUUACUCCGGCCAUGCCUCCUUUGCCAUGUAUACCAUGAUGUACCUGGUGUUUUACCUGCAGGCGAGGUUCACUUGGAAGGGUGCUCGCCUACUGCGCCCGCUGGUCCAGUUUGUCCUGUUGAUGGUGGCCAUGUACACGGGGCUCACCCGCAUCUCAGACUAUCGGCACCAUCCGUCUGAUGUGAUCGUGGGGCUGCUGCAAGGGGCGCUGGUGGCCUACUGGGUGGCCUUCCAUGUGUCCCACAUGUUUCACUGCAAGCACCAACCUCGCGCCCGCCCUCCCGCCAUCGCUUCCGACUCAGACUGCCACACCGAUUGCUAGGGUGUGUGAAAUGACUGUCGGGGGGGGGCAUGACCAAAUGUGUGCCAUUUGCUUGGCCUUUGAGGUCAAGGUCGACCCCUGUUUAGGCACCAGCCGGGGGCUUUGCUUGCUCCCAGGGAGCCCCUUGGGAGGUUUGCUGACUGCUCUAUGUCCACCUCUGGCACUGCACCCAUGGCUGGCAACUUCCAGGAGGAGAAGAGAUGGCAUCUUUGCAACAACACCAAAGAUUCCUCUCUCCAUCUCACCCCCCCCCUGCCCGGAUGAUACAGAGCGGUUUGGCUUCUGGAUCUGGAUGCCGUGAGCUCCCCUCCCCUUUUUCCUGAUGAACUUCCCACCUUCAAAGAAUGCCACAUCCUCACCGCGGCUGCCAGUCUGGCUUUUUUCAUCAACGGACGGUCGCAGAGGAAGCUCCAGAAGGAAAUCCCAUCCUUUUCAAAUGAUCAUCAUUGCUAUUAUUAUUCGUCAGGAAGGACCUGCCCUUCCUUCUCAUUCGUUAUGGAAGGAUCUCACGCUUGAAGUAUUACGCACACAGGCUGCGUUGCCAGGAGAAAGAUGGAUAUUGCAGAGAACUCAUGGCUCACGGCUCUAGCAGCACAUUUCUGCUGCAGAAAACACACACACACACACAUGAAGGAAUGAACCCUGUAUUCUGCCGGUGGGGGUGGGAGUAAAAUCACUAGAAAAUCAAUUGCAGAGGACCUGUGGAUUUUGUGUACUGAUGCUGCUGAUGGGUUGCCAGUUACCUCCCACCUCUUCACCUCUCCCACCCCUCACCCAAAAUGUGAAUGUAUUUUUUUUAAUAUAUAAUAAAAGGUACUGACAAUCA
This is a messenger RNA of Pogona vitticeps (central bearded dragon), 2067 nucleotides long. Its product is annotated as phospholipid phosphatase 3. The record is from RefSeq and is a predicted model, not a curated record. Gene Ontology annotation, molecular function: phosphatidate phosphatase activity. Gene Ontology annotation, biological process: phospholipid metabolic process; signal transduction; phospholipid dephosphorylation. Gene Ontology annotation, cellular component: plasma membrane. NCBI's taxonomy places the organism in Eukaryota, Metazoa, Chordata, Lepidosauria, Squamata, Agamidae.